AUGGAGCGGGGCGGCGGGGCCGGGGGGAGCCUCGAACUCGCCGGGGGCGGCGGCGGCGGUGGAGGCGGCGGCGGCGGCGGCGGUGGCGGUGGCGCGGAUCUGUGCCUUCAGGAUCUCGUGAUCGGGCCUACGAGUGGCCUCUCCGUGCAGCAUCAUCAGCACGCGGUCGCGGCGACCGCCUCGAUGGCCGGCCUGCAUGGCGAUCACCUGCAGGGCGCGAUGCACCAUCACGAUCUGCACGGCAACUCGCAUCACGACACCUCGAUGCUACACAAUUCCAGUCACCAGCUGCACCACGAGCCGCUCGAGAAGCUUAAACUCUGGGCGCAGAGCGACUUCGGGGACGAAACUAACGGGGGCCUCGCAAGGCUCGACGCGGGUCACGGCGCCCACACCCCCGGUGGUAGCAAUCCCAGCACACCGGGAGCAACCCCCACAACACCCUCCGGUGGAUACUCCACUGCUCAGCCAAGGAACCGCACAAACACCACUCACAGGCAGGACAUCCGAAAAGAAGUGAAACACGAAUUGGGUGCCGGUGGCGGUGUCGUUUCCCCCGGAGUCAACGAUACCGAUGACAAAGAUGGGAAGAAGAACAAACGACAGAGGCGACAGAGGACGCAUUUUACGCAGCAUCAGCUUCAGAAUUUGGAGAUGACAUUUAUGAGGAACCGAUAUCCAGAUAUGUCGACCAGGGAGGAGAUAGCUUGCUGUACGAACCUCACGGAAGCUCGAGUCAGGGUUUGGUUCAAGAACAGACGGGCGAAAUGGCGGAAGAAGGAGCGCAACGCGAUGAACGCUGCCGCGCAGGCCGCGGCGGACUUCAAGUCCGGCUUCAGCACGGCCAGCCUGAACGGCUUCAUCGCUCAACCAUUCCCGGACCCAGACACGCUCUACAGCUCUUACAGCACGUACAAUAACUGGGCAGCCAAGGUACCCUCGCCGUUGAGUGGCAAGAGCUUCCCCUGGAUGAACACUCUGGGCUCUGUGGUGCCCACGGCGUCGCACCAUCAUCAUCACGCACAAGUCAGCCCGGUGAAUCCAUUCAAUGCCGCGGCGACGUCAGUCGCAGGCAGCCACGUGGGUGGAAUGUCGGUGUCGGUCGGCCAGGCAGCCACGUCCAUGCUACCAGGCAUGGGUUCCGGUCUGGGCGUCGCGAGUUCGCCGGUUGCAGCUUCCGGUGCAGCGUGUCCAUAUGCGGCGCCGGCGGCGCCCCAUCAUCCAUACGGGCCGCCAGUUUACACGCCGCAUCAUCGGUCUCCCGAAUCCUGCACGGUGAUGACAUCAAGCAGUAUCGCAUCACUGCGAAUGAAGGCGAAGCAGCAUAGCAGCGGUUACGGCGGUGGCGGUACAUUCAGCGCGGCAGGUGCCACCGGCGGUACCACGGCUGGCAGCAUAAGUCCCGUCAGCUCGAGAGCGUCAUCCGUAGGAGGUGGUGGCGGCGGUGGUGGCGGCGGAGGCGGUGGUUUGAGCGCCUGUCAAUACGCGUUGACGCAGGCGGCCGGUGGGAAUCCGCAUUCCCCGGGUCCUGAAGCGCACGCCAACGCGACCGCCAGGGCCCAGGUCUGAGGUGACGCGGGGGCUACCUC
This is a messenger RNA of Ooceraea biroi (clonal raider ant), 1589 nucleotides long. RefSeq names its product pituitary homeobox homolog Ptx1 (gene Ptx1). Gene Ontology annotation, biological process: anatomical structure morphogenesis; regulation of transcription by RNA polymerase II. NCBI's taxonomy places the organism in Eukaryota, Metazoa, Arthropoda, Insecta, Hymenoptera, Formicidae. Gene Ontology annotation, cellular component: nucleus. The record is from RefSeq and is a predicted model, not a curated record. Gene Ontology annotation, molecular function: RNA polymerase II cis-regulatory region sequence-specific DNA binding; DNA-binding transcription factor activity, RNA polymerase II-specific.